This is a messenger RNA of Marmota monax (woodchuck), 4285 nucleotides long. RefSeq names its product fibrinogen C domain containing 1 (gene Fibcd1). The transcript is spliced from 7 exons. The coding region runs from base 1 to 1386 and encodes 461 amino acids. NCBI's taxonomy places the organism in Eukaryota, Metazoa, Chordata, Mammalia, Rodentia, Sciuridae. The record is from RefSeq and is a predicted model, not a curated record.
AUGGUCAACGACCGGUGGAAGACCAUGGGCGGUGCUUCCCAACUUGAGGAACGGCCCCGCGACAAGCCGCAGCGGCCGAGCUGUGGCUACGUGCUGUGCACCGUGCUGCUGUCCCUGGCCGUGCUGCUGGCUGUGGCCAUCACCAGCGCAGUGCUCUUCCUGAACCACGUGCACGCCCCGGGCACGGCGCCCCCACCCAUCGUCAGCACGGGACCGGCCGGGGCCAACAGUGCCCUGGUCACCGUGGAGAGGGCCGACAGCUCCCGCCUCAGCAUCCUCAUCGACCCACGUUGCCCUGACCUUGCGGACGGCUUUGCCCGGCUGGAGGGUGCCCAGGCCUCGGUGCUGCGGGCGCUGACUGAGCACCAGGCCCGGCCACAGCUGGCGGACACCCAGGAGCAGGAGCUGCUGGACACCCUGGCCGACCAGCUGCCCCGACUGCUGGCCAGGGCCUCGGAGCUGCAGGCCGAGUGCACGGGGCUGCGCAAGGGGCACGGCCUGCUGGGCCAGGGGCUCAGCUCCCUGCAGCAGGAGCAGGGCCGCCUCAUCCAGCUUCUCUCCGAGAGCCAAGGCCACCUGGCUCACCUGGUGAACUCUGUCAGCGACGUCCUGGAUGCCCUGCAGAGGGACCGAGGGCUGAGCCGGCCCCGAGUCAAGGCCGACCUCCAGAGGGCUCCUUCCAGGGGCGCCCGGCCCCGGGGCUGCGCCAACGGCUCUCGGCCCCGAGACUGCCUGGACGUCCUCCUCAGUGGACAACAGGACGAUGGUGUUUACUCCGUCUUCCCCACCCACUACCCCGCGGGCUUCCAGGUCUACUGUGACAUGCGCACCGACGGUGGCGGCUGGACGGUGUUCCAGCGCCGGGAGGACGGCUCCGUGAACUUCUUCCGGGGCUGGGAGGCGUACCGGGAGGGCUUCGGCCAGCUCACGGGGGAGCACUGGCUAGGGCUCAAGAGGAUCCACGCCCUGACCACGCAGGCGGCCUAUGAGCUGCACGUGGACCUGGAGGACUUUGACAACGGCACCGCCUACGCCCGCUAUGGGAGCUUCGGGGUGGGCUUGUUCUCGGUGGACCCCGAGGAGGACGGGUACCCGCUCACUGUGGCUGACUACUCGGGCACUGCAGGUGACUCCCUCCUGAAGCACAGCGGCAUGAGAUUCACCACUAAGGACCGUGACAGUGACCAUUCGGAGAACAACUGUGCUGCCUUCUACCGUGGUGCCUGGUGGUACCGUAACUGCCACACUUCCAACCUCAAUGGGCAGUACCUUCGUGGCGCCCACGCCUCCUAUGCCGACGGCGUUGAGUGGUCCUCCUGGACCGGCUGGCAGUACUCACUCAAGUUUUCUGAGAUGAAGAUCCGGCCGGUCCGAGAGGACCACUAGACUGGCAGUGUUCAAUCUGAGUGUCCUCCAGCCACACCCCAUGGCGCUGCCCCUACCCCCACCUGUGUCCACCCCUGCCUGCUGCUGAGAACCUUCUCUGCCCACCUGUGCAUGGCUGACCUGCUUUCCAGGAGGGGAGGGCCAGACCAACCUCGUCACUAACUCCCCAGGGGACGGGGGUCACACAUCACCUCCUUGCCCUCCUGCCCGCCCACUCCCUGUUUGCCUCUGCUGAUGGGGCCUGGUGAGCUUCUCCACCCAAAAUCCUGCCGCCUAGACUGUGGCUCCUGUGCUGUGUCCGCCCCUCCUGGCAGGGUCCGUGGGGUCCGCCGCGCGCCCUGGUUCUGGACGGUGCCCCCAGGCAGCCCGAACCCCUGGCAAUGAGGCGACAGAGAGCGAGGGGCUUCAGCACCGCGGCCUUUCCAAGAGACCAGUGGGGGGCGCUCUCCUGAGCCCAGUCCCGAGGCCCGAGGCCCUCCCAGCACCUGCCCAUUUCCUGGGGGCCUGGAGUGCUCACCCUUCCCCAGAAACUGAGCCCUGCCAUGCCCCAGGCCAGGCUGGGCACUGCUGCCUGCAGGGACCCGGGUGGGGGCCAGCUGAGACCCCACUCUGUGCCCGGGGCAGGCCUCCAGGCCCUUGGCUUGCUGUGCCCGUCGUCUCCACCAGGCUCAAAGGAGGCCCAACCUGGCUCCCGCCCAGCCUCCCUCCAGCCUCCCUCCAGCCUCCCGCCUUCCUCCUGCCUGGCUGGCGGCCGGGCCCAUCCUGCCCGGGACUGCAGCUCUUCAGGAAGGUCUCCCUUUGGGCCCUGCCCUGCUGAGGGUCGGGGUGGCCUGGAGGGUCUCAUGGGCCCUUGGAGGCAGGCUGGGGUUCCAGCCCUCAGCCGCCUGCCCGAGCCCUGGGACCCCAUGUUGGCAGCAGGACCAGCCCCAGGGCUGCUCAUCCAAGUUCCUGCCUGGGGGACCUAGUGGGGGUCCUGGGGACAGCCAGCAGCCAGCCUGUGCCCCACCAGCGCCUCCUCCUCCUCCUCCUCCUCGGUCAGGAGGGACCUGAACCCGUGACCUGAGCGUGGGCCUGCUCCCUGCUCGCCUGAGGGCCCCGCCUGGCCGCUUGCCCUGGACAGCGCCUCACUCUGCCUGGCCUCGGCUUCAGCGAAUGUCAGCAGCACGUCUGUCUGUGUGGCCAAAGCCCUGGGUACUGGACAAGGCCAGGCUGCGGCCCAUUGGGCAUCAGCUGGAAGCAGAGGCAGCCAGGAAGCAGCUCAGCGUGGCCAGAGCGGGGCUGGAGCCGCCAGAGCAGGUGGCUUCCCCUCUGCAGGAACCAGGAGCACCAGCGCCGUCAUGGGGCAGGGCCGGGCGGGCCCACAGCUCAUCCCGGGGGCUCUCCCAUGGCCCCAAUGGAGCCGGCCUCUGCUGCCAGCCUCGCCGUGCCAGCCUCACUGUGCCAGCGCUGCCUAGGCACAUGCGCUCUCUGAUGUGUCAUCAAACAAGCCCCCGUGAGCGCCGUGCUAAUGGAGUCACAGAUGUGUGUGGCGGGCGGCGCGGCUGCCCGUGCCAGGCUUGGCUGCGGCUCAGACUUGCUGGAGCUCUGCCCGGUGGGCAGCAGGGGGAGGGGCAGCAGGAACAGGUGAGGGCCGCCUACAGGGGUCCGUCACUCCCCAGGGCACCAGGCCAGGGCUGGCACCACUAGGGGAUGUGGCCUUCCUGGGACUGGCGAAUGCACACAAGGCCCGUCGCAAUGAGGCAUGUCAGGGCAGCAACCUGCUAUCCCCAUGUCCCCAGUGGGCAUCUGACAUGGGCUGGCAGAGAGCAGACGGUCCUGGGCCACAGCCCUGGCCUUGAAGAGCCCACAAUCUCAUGUCCAUGCAAAUGGCCGCCCCUGAGAUAGGAGAGAUCACAGGAACCGGGGCACGCUGGGAGACCGUAGGGCCUGAGGGGUGAGUGACCAGGCCCACUGUCUGGUAUGGGCGGAGGUCACCAGGACCCACUGUCAUUGCACACAAACCUUGCCCCACUGGGCCCAAUUUGAUGGCCUGGCAGUGGGCUGCCCAUGUCCCGGGAUGUCACCUAGCCCAACUCCCUCCCCUUUACUUCCUUCCUUGGUGAAGACGGUGAGCCAAGCCAUGCCGCUCCACGGGGACCCGGGCGUUACUCGCUGACUCCCCACCGACUUUGGAAAUGUCCUCUGCAAGCCCGCGGGCUCUGGGGCCUCAGCCCAGUCCCCUGCUUCUCUCUGAUCCUCUCAGAGCAUGAGGCCAAAGGCCACUCAGCUGGUGGCCUGGGCUCGCCAAGAGCAGAGGGUGGGAGGACCCUGGUUCACACCCUGGUGGCCUCAGCCAUAGCCAGGAGACAUCCCCCAGCUGCGCUUCCCUGAAGCUGCCUAGGAACGGGAUUUCUGCCCCGGGGAUGAAGGUGAUGUUGGCAGUGCCCAUCGUCCUGGUGCCCCUCGCUUGACCGCCACCCACCCUCAUCCACACAGGCGUCUGGUGGCUUGGCUGGUGGGAGAUGGUGUCUUGUCUCUCUCCAGCCGUGAUUCGGGGAAUUUGCUGUCAACGUGGACUGCCACCGGGGACUCGGGGCCCUGGCAGGAGAGGGAGGAGGGAUGGGCAGAUGGGACCUGGGCACGGCCUGCUGGCCCCCACAGAUCCCCGUCCCCUGUAGGAGUCAGGACGCCAAACUUGGAGCCAGGUGACCCUCCCGCCGAUCCCCAAGGUCCUCCGUUUCUUCAUCUCCUGGCAGAGAAGUUGCCCCAGAGCUCCGAAUGGCCCAGGUGGCAGCAGACUCAGCAAACCCGGGCCUGGGGUCUGGCCUGAGGGGAUGGGGGCGAGGACUGAUGGGCAGCUUGUCACAUGGCCUUCAGUGCGCUGGGACUGUGCAGGAACUCUGCAGGCCAGCCAGGCACC